CUAUAAUUAAUCUAUUUGAAACGCGUACCGGGUUUCUAAAAUGUCGGGCGUGGCUAUAUUUACUCCAUCGCAAACGCCAUAGCAUUCAGGGAAUUUGCAGAAAACGCAAUGACUGAGUUACUAGGCUGGUAUGGCUAUGAAAACACGAGAGACGAAAUGAAAUUGUCCAGGACCUGCAGAUCGCAGUCGACAAGCAGUUCCAUUAUAGGAUCUCCAAAAUCUGUUUCAGAUUGUUGUGGAUGGUGCAACAGGCCUGUAGACGAGAAUACAGCUCUAACGUCGGCCUCAGCUACAUACUGCUCCGAGUUGUGUUUUUCACAAUCUAGAAGAGCAACUUUCAAGAAAAACAAGACCUGUGAUUGGUGCAGACAUGUAAGACAUACGGUGUCAUACGUGGAUUUUCAGGAUGGAGCUUCCCAGCUACAGUUUUGUUCAGAUAAAUGCCUCAAUCAGUACAAGAUGCACAUAUUCUGUAGAGAAACGAGAGCUCACUUAGAGCUCCAUCCACAUUUGCACAAUGAAAGUUCGUCAUCAACUGGCGGUAAUCUCAUAACACCAGAUCUGUGGUUAAGAAAUUGUAGGUCUCCAGAGAACAAUAGAUCUCCAUCACCAGUACAAGCGUCGGCAGAUAAUAUGGAAGAAUUUGUGGAGAAGCCUCAACAGACUUCUCCUCUACCACUGAUAGCCGUCACACACCCAUCCAAAUUGAUGGAGUCGCCUGAAGUGAGGAAAAAUAGGUUCAAAUCGCAGAAGAAGACCAGGAAAAGAUUACCUUCAGCCACAGUUACAUGUAACAAUUACAUCAAGCCAAUUUCUAAUGACUUACCACAGGAUCUCAGGGUGCGGCAUACUCCCACAGAUUUUGAUAAUAAGGUAAAAGACAGAAUUCCAUCCGCGAAGCCCGAGUCUGCAAAACCAGGAGAAAACUGCAAGUCGACAAACCCGCCAGAGGAACCUAAAACUCCCUCAUUCUUCAAACCCUUUGGUGGUAUUCUUCCCUCUCCUACAUUGCUCGUUCCUUAUCCUAUCAUCAUACCUUUGCCUAUACCCAUACCUAUCCCCAUACCAAUCCCUCUCAAAGACCCUAACAAAGAGACUGCGGAGGUGUCCCUCCAAACCGAGGUGCUAGACGAAGACGCAACUAGUCAAACUGAGAUAGAUGUCGUAGGAUUAGAUGAGAAAGAAGACGAGGAGGUCAAAAGGAUAAGUACAAGACAUGUGAGGAAACGGAAGAGGCUGUAUGAGCCAAAGAUUGGGAUUAGGAAGAAGACUAUAGCCUAAGACAGGCGUGUAAUUUCAGUGGACGAUUUUUGAUGGAUGAGAGUGAACGACUGAUCAACCAAAUAUAGAAGAAACAAACUUUGAACUGGAUAGUAGGAUCUUUACAUCGACAGUUAAGGAAAGAAAAACAAAGCCUGUAAAAAAUGCUUGCAAGUUGUAAUGUUCAAAAUAAAACGAAAAACUGUAGAAAAGUCUCUUACAAUACUUUUCCGAAGGGGUUGAAAAUGUUGAUACUCCUACCUAUCAAAAAUUGAGGCUGAAAACGCUGCUUCACGCGUUCUAACCGAAUGUUGAGAACUGAAAUAUAAAAGACUUGUGUGGAACCAAUAUGAAUGAAUAAUAGUCAGACAACAAACCUGAUGCAGUUCUGAAUGAUCAGUUUUGAAAUGAUUUUGGUACUUUACAAAUGUAAUUUAUACAUAAACUACAUGCAGAUCGUUAAAUAUUUUUGUCAUAAAAGAAAAUACUUUGCGUGACUAGACAGGCUCCAGUAAGUCACUAACAUAAGAUAGCUAGUUCAACUAGCCGUUCAAUUAAUGGCAAAGCCUCUUUAUUAAACAGCGCAAUUCAAUGAAGGGCGUGAAUGACAUAUUUAGUCUAAUAAAACAGGCCAUUCAUAAUAGGGCAAUCAUGUAACAAUAAAAUAUAAAAUAUCUGAUGUUAAAAAAUGUUUAGUUGAUUAAUUUAAAUUAUGGCAAAUUUUUAUAUCAUAAUUAGGUGAUCCUAAUAAAAAAGAACACCUGUAAGCAAUAAAAGUAUUCUUUGUCAACGCAAUUUUCGCAGGCAGAUGUGCCUUCAUAACUCCUCUACUCUGGAAUAUUUUUAGUCUGAUUCGUAUGUAUUUUUCCUAAAUAUACCAAAAAGUAUCAAACGCGACGUUUCUGCAUUUGUCGAGUAGGAUAUAGUCAUUAAACAAAAUAUGGUUAUUAGAACAUGUAUUUGAGUAGUUUUUCACUGGAUUCAUAACAUCAUAUAGUAUCUUGUUGCGAUUCCAGGUGAGUCCUGAAAUAAAGUGAAUUUUGUUAUAGUGUUCUAAAAGUAUUUAUCCUGUGACAUUGUUCGCUGAUAAUCACACGGAUUUUUUGUUGAAGUGAUGCACAAUGCACAAUAUGAUGGACGUUACCUCAGACCUUGAAUCCUAUUAUAGCAUUGCUAAUAUUACAUAUUUGUUGUUUAAAAUUUCUCGUACUUUUUCUGGCAUUAUGUACUCGUAGAGGUCCCUGAUCGAAAAACGAAAAAUGUCCCUAAGAUUUCCUUGUAGGACCGAACUGUAUUUUGUAGUCGGUGGAUCAAUCAUAAACAAGAUAUACGAGAACGCGCUGUAUGAAAAUUAUACUUAUUUAAAAACAGCAACAAUGUUUCUUCAAGGAUCCUGUCGUCUGAUAUCAGUUUUACUAUCGUGAAUUUCUCUUUUUUCGACAUUGAAGCAAGAUGGCUGUAACAAUGGUCUUGCUAAAAUUUUUUUUAGUAUAAUUGUAGACACCAUUCUUGGCAGUUACGUCAUCAAGGCCGUAUGAAAUAAGUAAACAGAUCGAGUCUCCGUACCAUGGGCGGAUCUUAAUUUUCCUAACUGAGGGAAACCGAUUCAGAGUUAUUUACUAAACGUCAUUCUCAAAAAUCUUCUAAUCUAGUACAUAAACAUGUGACACGUUUUUAAAGUUGAAAUAAAAAAUAUAUGCGGAAUUUAUAAUAUAAUACAAAAUACAUUUAUUUUCCAACUUGAAGGAACAUUUAACAUUGGAUGUGGAUAUGUGACGAGCUUAUGAGUGCUCAAUUAUUUCUGUAGUGCAAUGCGACUGAAUAAAUUACUGCCAAACAACAAAUACAUUUUGAUGAUGAUGCUCUUAAACUCGAGCUUUCAAAAAAGGUGAAUUCUUUAAUUCACCGGUUGAUUCCACCACUGAUGGAUGCGGUGCUUAUGGUUGACACUGUUGACAGCUUUGUAUGGUGACGGCAGCAACCGGUUGAAUUAAAAGGACGGAUGUCUGGUCCACCGGUGGCACCGGUUGCUCAACCGGUGAAUUAAAAAAUACACCAAUAUAUGUCGCCUUGAUAAACGUCAAGCUUGUAAUCCGAAGGUUUAUUAAGGCGACAUAGACUUAAAAGCUUGAGCUUAAAAGCGUCAUCAUCAAAAUGUAUCUUUUUGUCUUGCAGCCAUUGCUUCAAUUGCAUUUUACUCCAACUGGGAUUGGGCAGUUUUUCUGUUAAGGCAUUAUCAACGAUUGCUAAAGAUAGCUCUCGUAACGCUGGUAUCAGCUUCUCACAUACCCAUUUUUGAAAGAUUGUCCAUGGAAUCGUGGUAGUCAGGACUUUUUGAUUUUGUAGCAAAUAAUAAUGCAGUAUCUCUCAAAAAACCGUUUUUGCUCCCAGCAUGGAGAACAACAUACCGCUUGCCGGUACCUGGAUGGCCGCUUUCCAAACUCUUUACGUUUUUAUCUUCCCAAACGACACUUCUCGUUUCAUCUGAGAAAACGCAUUGGAGAGGGUUCGUACUAUUCAGGUUACUCCGCAAGUUUUCAAUAGACGCCUUAAACUUGAAUCCGAGGCGUUGUAUAUGUACCUUUUUUAAACUGCUUAAAUCUAGUUACAAAAUCUACUGUGAAAACAUGAUACUAGUCUGACAAUUUGAAUGCAGAACGAGUUAUUUAAUUGUACUGCCUGAAAAUGUGUUUCCCCACAUUUGAAGUAUUAAAGUAUCCAAAUACAAACUACUGAUGUACUUAGUCAAUAUUCUAGCUCUGUGACUGAUAAGGUGCAAUUUCAGGAAUAUUAUUGUGUUAUUAUUUUAUAAAGUACUGAGUUAUUUAUUUUGAACUUAACCCAUAACUUAUUAUAUACAAUAAAUC
Molecule: messenger RNA, 4127 nt
Organism: Acanthoscelides obtectus
Lineage: Eukaryota; Metazoa; Arthropoda; Insecta; Coleoptera; Chrysomelidae
Source: the annotation of a GenBank genome assembly